Molecule: messenger RNA, 696 nt
Organism: Trichophyton rubrum CBS 118892
Lineage: Eukaryota; Fungi; Ascomycota; Eurotiomycetes; Onygenales; Arthrodermataceae
Exons: 3
Coding region: 1-696 (231 amino acids)
Biological process (GO): N-terminal protein amino acid methylation
Cellular component (GO): cytoplasm
Molecular function (GO): N-terminal protein N-methyltransferase activity
Source: RefSeq, a predicted model, not a curated record
AUGGAUUCCCCUAAGAAUAUGCCACCGGACUCCUUGAUAAGGAGAGAUGACGGUAGACGGUUCUGGCAGGGCAAAAAUGGAAAUGAGGACGAAAUGAUUGGAACUGCUGAGGCACAGCCGGGAAUGUCAGAAGUCGACCUUCAAGGCUCUCGAGAAUUUCUGGCUAAGCUGGGGAUUGGAACUGGUCCCGGCUUGCGAACUCUCAUGGAUGCCUUGGAAGGAGGUGCAGGAAUCGGGAGAUUUACUCAGGGCGUCCUCUUAGGUCUCGCUGAGCAGGUUGAUGUGAUCGAGCCAAUUGUUAAAUUCACCGAAAGACUCCAUGGAAGAAGCGGUAUCCGGGAUAUCUUCAGCGUCGGCUUAGAAGAAUGGGACCCGGCUCAGGAUGUCAAGUACGAUUUAAUUUGGAAUCAAUGGUGUCUCUGCCACCUCACAGAUGAGCAGUUGGUUCAGUAUUUGAGGAGGUGUAAUACAGCCCUCAGAGCAGGUACCGGGCUUCUUAUUAUUAAGGAGAAUUUGAGCAUCCGUGGAGUUGACGUGUUCAACAGCACUGACAGUACUGUUAUAAGGGAGGAAAGCAAGUUCUCAAGUAUAUUCCGGCAAGCCGGCUUACAAGUAGUAAAGUCACAACUUCAGCGCGGCUUCCCUAGAAACCGUCUACCCGUGAAGAUGUAUGCGCUUAAAUCAAGCGAAGUUUGA